AAUGCGCACUACAUUGUGUUACAUUCUUGCUGUGUUCAGUGCAACGCAUAGCUCAGUAAGAUAAAGAGAGCAUUUUACACGCAAAAUAGUGACAUUGUAAAAAAAUAAAUGAUGUGGACCUAUAAUAGAAUGUGCACCAGUAAGGCGCGUCUUGAUGGUAAAGUUGCAAUAAUAACAGGUGCAAAUACCGGAAUUGGUCAAGAGACUGCUAGAGAUUUUUACAGAAGAGGCGCAAGAGUGAUUUUGGCCUGUCGGAAUAUAGAGAAAGCAAAGGCCGCGAUGGAAGAUAUAAAGAAUAAUCCAUCUCCGAACAAACAAUAUAAGGGUAAGCUAGGCGAGCUCGAGAUCUAUUCAUUGGAUCUGAGUAACCUAAAGACCGUAAAAGAAUGUGCUAAGAAGUUAUUGACAGAUGAAUCGGCCAUUCAUAUCUUAGUCAAUAACGCUGGUGUAAUGAUGUGUCCUCAUGAAAAAACUAAGGAUGGGUUUGAGCUGCAAUUGCAAUCGAAUCAUCUAGGACAUUUUCUCCUGACAUUAUUAUUGCUGCCGAAAAUACAGUCAUCCGCUCCUGGUUGCAAAAUAAUCAACGUGUCAUCAAUUUGUCAUCUCUUUGGUAAAAUACAUUUUAACGAUUUGAAUUUGGAUAGAUCGUAUAGUCCUAUGAAGGCAUAUGCACAAAGUAAACUAGCAAACAUACUUUUUACUAAGGAACUUGCACGUCGAUUGAAAGAGGCAGGAAUUAACGGAAUAAACAUAUACUCCUUACAUCCUGGCGUUAUAAGAACUGAAUUAAGCCGACAUUAUAGUAGAACGAUAAUUCCGGGCGCAAGGUUCUUUUAUCGGAAAAUUAUGCGACCAUUCAUUAAAAAUCCGGUGCAAGGAGCGCAAACAACGAUACAUUGUGCGGUGGAUGAAAAAGUAGCUAAUGAGACCGGGCUUUAUUAUGUAGAGUGUCGUGUAAGCAGACCACAAUGGAGGGCGAGAGAUGAUCAAAUAGCUAAGGACCUAUGGAAUCACACUUGCCAGCUUUUGCACUUGGAACCUGAUGAAAAUCUUUCCACAUUUUUGCAAACUGUUUCACGUCAACUUGCCGAAUAAUAUUUAUUUUUACGGAAUGGAUUUAUAGUAAAAUAAUGAUUAUAAUAUUUCUUGCCUUUAAUAAAUUUUUAUAUUUACAAUACAUCAUAAAAAGAUAUGAUAUAUGCGAUGUCACACAAAAAUACAAACAGCAUAUAUUUAUAUACGAAUUAACUUGUAUGAACAAAGGUACACAAAUAUUCUCAAUGUUCUGAUAAGAAGUAUGUAACACUCUGCGCACACAUGUAACAUAACAUUUAAUAUACUAAAUCUUUAAAAUA
Nylanderia fulva is the source of this 1355-nucleotide messenger RNA. Its product is annotated as retinol dehydrogenase 11-like. The record is from RefSeq and is a predicted model, not a curated record. NCBI's taxonomy places the organism in Eukaryota, Metazoa, Arthropoda, Insecta, Hymenoptera, Formicidae.